AUGCAACCCUUCCACAUUGCCGCCACUGGUUAUAGUCUCAAUUACCUCCCAGAGUACAUUGCUCUUCGGCAUGGGUUCUUCCGGGAACAGGGACUUGACGUGAAGGUGCAAAUCCCUACACCUUGGGACGGUGUGCUCGACGCACUUGCCGAUGAUUCUGCUACAAUGUGCCUUGGGGGAAUCUGGGUGCCGUCUAUGUACCGCAACAGGUUACAGAACUAUACUGUAUUUGCGCAGAUUGCAAACCGGGCACCUCUCGCCUUAAUUCGACGUGCCAGUGACAGAGCUUUCGAGGUAUCCGAAGUGGCCGGGCGCACUGUCCUAGUAAAUUCGAGUGGUGGAGCCAGUUUUGGUCUUUUCUUCAAGAUGCUGCUGCGUGAGAACGGCGUUGAUGCGAGAUCAGUCGACUAUAUUCAGGAUUUGGGUGGUGAAAUGCUGGGAAAUCUAUUCCAAGGCGGCAUGGGCGACUACUUCGUUACCGACAGUCUCUCUGCCCAGGCUAUGGUCGCGCACAACCCUGAUGUGGUUAUUGCCAUGCAGAUGAUCACGCAAGACGACGUCCCAUGGAGUGUGUAUUACCGAGAAACUGCCACAAUAACAUCAGAGAUUCUAGAUGCACAGAAGCGGUUCUGUAUCGCUCUUCAGAAGGGUAUAGACUGGGUUCUCCUGCACAAUGCAGAAUCAUUCCAGGAUGAGCUCUCCGAACUCUUUCCGAUAUUCCAAUUGAUGUCGUUGUCUCUGUUACCAACGACUUUCGUCGGAAUGGCAUGUGGACGACCACUUCUGUGCUCCGAAAUGGUUACAACCGCUGGCAACUGGGACUGCGCGAUGCACGCCUAA
Molecule: messenger RNA, 840 nt
Organism: Penicillium cosmopolitanum
Lineage: Eukaryota; Fungi; Ascomycota; Eurotiomycetes; Eurotiales; Aspergillaceae
Product: ABC transporter substrate-binding protein
Exons: 1
Coding region: 1-840 (279 amino acids)
Biological process (GO): thiamine biosynthetic process
Source: RefSeq, a predicted model, not a curated record